This is a messenger RNA of Lolium perenne, 986 nucleotides long. RefSeq lists its product as uncharacterized. Lineage: Eukaryota; Viridiplantae; Streptophyta; Magnoliopsida; Poales; Poaceae. The record is from RefSeq and is a predicted model, not a curated record.
UCCGAAGCCGGCCCGCCAACGCUACGUGCGCACAAAUACGCCUGCAUAUACAUUGAAUUUGCGCCCGGCGAGAGAUAGCACCAAAAUGGCCGUGGCGAGAGUUUCCGCCGGCGGCUCGGUGGUGCCCGCUCUGCUUGUGGUGCUCUUGGUCUGCGCCGCGGCCGUGGUCGCCGGAGGCACGGCGUGCGACGGGGUGAGCUGCGGCGUCGGCACGUGCAGGGAGCUGCCGGCGACGCCGGUACCGGUACCCCAAAGCAUGGCCUACGUGUGCGACUGCGAAGCCGGCUGGGCACGGAUCGUUCCCGCCCUGCUGUUCACUCCCUGCUUCAUCCCCACCUGCAAGUCGGAUCUCAGCUGCUACAGCCCUACCUUUAAGCUGCCUCCAUUUGGCAGCAAUGUAACACUUCACCCCUGCUUAGUCAUGGAUUGUGGCCGGGAAGGGACCUGCGUGGAGGAACAGGGCAAACCUUUUCAUUGCCAGUGCAACCCGGGCGCAACCAAUAUGCUCAACAACCCUUCCCUCCCUUGCACCAAGAACUGUGCCAUCGGCAAGGACGGCUGCCCGGUUCCGAACCCUCCACCGCCACCACCGCCACCGCCGCCGCCGGCGUCGUUAACGGCCCCGCCUGAUAAUGGCACAGAUUCUUCUACUUCCUCCAGCUCCAAAGGGAGUCCAACGGUUCCAGCCUCACCAGGCUCAGCUUGCUUGCAGAGUCUGCUGCUGCUGCUGGCCUCGCUCGCCGCGCUCUACAUCGUGUGAUGGCGUGACAGCUGGCUUUGAUACGUGCACAGACCAACACUCGGUUUACUGGUUGUAAAACUGAGGGUUCUGCAUCGUCCGUAUUGUGUUCACUGCCUAUGCUUAUGCAACGGCUGCUUCCAGUGUUCUAUGCAUGUAUUCCUACGCACUGAAAUACAGAGAACCUACACCAAAUUUGUGGCACGACGUUACAGAUUGCCGACAUAUAGCCUAACUAAUUGGUUUU